CAUGUAAUAACAAGCGACUUUUUUAUUUAAUUUUUUAUUUGCGGUGUAUGUAGUACUUAUGAUUAAUAACAGCAACAUAAUCAUGUUUUCAAAGUAUGUUUGGUUAUUACCGUUAUUUGCAUCUGUAUAUUUAUUAUAUUCGAAUGAUUAUCUGAACGAUGUCAGACUUAAUUUUAUGGAAAAAUGGUUAAACGCUAUUAAAAACGAUUAUUUUGAUUUCAAUGAAGAAUCAGAUUCAGUGUUAAAUGAUGACCAGAAAAUGUUUACAUCAAAUGAACUUAAGAAAUAUACAAAUUUGAAAGAUGGUUUGUAUAUUUCAAUAUUGGGUCAAGUUUUUGAUGUCACAAAAGGAGCAAAGCAUUAUGGACCCAGUUCGACUUAUCAUGCUUUCACUGGCCGGGAUGCAUCAUUAGCCUUUAUUACGGGGGAGUUUAAUGAUAAUGGCUUGACAGAUGACAUUUCUUCAUUAUCAAUGCAACAAGUAAAAGCGUUGAAUGAUUGGGUACAAUUUUAUAAUGAGAACUAUGUUUAUAAAGGGAAAUUAAUUGGUAGAUACUAUAAUGAAAAUGGUACACCAACUGAAGAAUCUUAUAAAGUAAAGAAGAUAUUAGAACGUAUGAAGGAGGAACAAUUUCAAGAAGAACAUAAAAAAAGGAUGUUCCCACCUUGUAAUAUAGAAUGGAAUCCAGACUCUGGAACUGUAGUAUGGUGUUCUAAAAGAAGCGGGGGAAUAGAAAGAGAUUGGAUUGGUGUACCAAGAAUGUUAUAUGAUUCUCCAAGCUCUCAUCAGUAUAGAUGUGCAUGUGUCAAACUUGACAGUAAAGAAUAUGAAGAAAAUAAGGGCAUGAUUAGAGAAUACAUUCAAUGUCCAAAUACUGCAACAAAAUGUGCUGUGAAAACAAAUAAUUUAUAACAAAUUGAGACAUCUUAGCAUUAGUGAUCACAAUAUGUUAAUAUUUACAUUUAUAAUUCUAUGUAAAUAUUUGAUUUUUACUAACUUUUAUAAAAAUGGAAAACAACUGUAGUACUUCUUCAUUAUCUUGAUACAAUUUGAAUAAUUUAAUUUUUUUCUCAUUAGUUACAGACGAAGCAAGGCAAAUGUAACAGGUUUUCGUUACAUUUAUCUAACAUUAAAAUAAUUUGAACCAAGAUAAUGAGAAAGUACUAUAAUUUUUUAUAUAUUUUGAUACGGUAUAUUGAAAUACAACUAUAAAUAAUUUGUAAUACAAAAUACAAUAUAUUUAUAAAGAACAGUACAUCAUAUUUGUUCAUUAAGAAUGUUUAUAGCACUUUUCGUGUUGUCAGUCUUUCUCAGUUUGUGCUGUUUUAAAAGUUCAAUAAAUUGCUUAUUAUUGUUACAAAAUACAAUUUGCCAAACUUUGAAAGCACAUACAGUAUAAUACUAUAUAUUACUUAAAUGCAUUUGGAAAUAAUAUGAUUAAACAAAGAUGUAUAUAACAUCAAACUUAUGCAAAAUUAUAAAUUAAAUUGUUUUAUGGAUUUCACCUAAUAAUCUUAAAUUUUUCUGGUAAUACUUAUUUUACCAGAAAUCCACAUGUGAUAUCAGUGGCCUCAUAGCACAAUUGAUAUAUUUUGAAAGAUUUCUUCGAUGCAUAUGUAUGAACAUAAUGUAGUAUAUAAAAAUGUUUGUUAUGUAAUUAAUAUAUUUUAAUUUUAAGUACCUUUUAUGCUAUACUACUUUCAAUAGAUAUAUCAAAAAUUAAAAUAUAAUGCUACAAAUUAGAAUCUUUUGAAAAAAAAAAAAGAAA
Messenger RNA from Megachile rotundata (alfalfa leafcutting bee), 1769 nucleotides. RefSeq names its product neuferricin. NCBI's taxonomy places the organism in Eukaryota, Metazoa, Arthropoda, Insecta, Hymenoptera, Megachilidae. The record is from RefSeq and is a predicted model, not a curated record. Gene Ontology annotation, cellular component: membrane; endomembrane system.